Molecule: messenger RNA, 549 nt
Organism: Lipotes vexillifer (Yangtze River dolphin)
Lineage: Eukaryota; Metazoa; Chordata; Mammalia; Artiodactyla; Lipotidae
Source: RefSeq, a predicted model, not a curated record
AUGGGUGCUGCUGCUGUGGGCGGGAGGGAAGUCAGAAAAAGGCAAGUUCCUGGUGCAGAGGUUGCUGUGCAGCAUAAUUUAGGCAUCGGGGGAGCAGUAGUUGUCAUGCUGUACAAGGUGGGUUUUCCUGAAGCUGCUGGUUCUUUUAGAACUCAUCAAAUUGAGGCUGCUCCAACCAGCUCUGCAGUUGAUGGAUUUAAGGCAAAUCUUGUAUUUAAGGAGAUUGAGAAGAAGCUUGAAGAGGAAGGGGAGCAGUUUGUGAAGAAAAUCGGUGGUAUUUUUGCCUACAAGGUGAAGGAUGGCCCUGGAGGUAAAGAAGCCACCUGGGUGGUGGACGUGAAGAAUGGCAAAGGAUCAGUGCUCCCUAACUCAGAUAAGAAGGGCGACUGCACAAUUACCAUGGCUGACUCGGACUUACUGGCUUUGAUGACUGGUAAAAUGAAUCCUCAGUCGACCUUCUUUCAAGGUAAAUUGAAAAUCACUGGCAACAUGGGUCUGGCUAUGAAGUUACAAAAUCUUCAGCUUCAGCCAGGCAAAGCUAAGCUGUGA